AUGGCUUCUCCCCUCUACCCGUUGUUACCACCGCAGGGCGUCCGCACUGUUUCCGAGAAGGCAAUUGCGCAACGUAGCAUGUCGAACGCGUCGCAGCGCCGACCCCAGCCUGGAUCAGCAGUUCACUUCAGCCCGUCGCAGCAGCAGCAGCCAGUGCGAAUGACUAGGCAACAGACGCAGAUGAGGAAUGCUCCGGUCUAUCAACAGCCUGCUGUUCGGCAACAAAAGCCGUCCUUCUUGCGCUCAUCAUCUACAACUGAUAUCGAUGAGAACCUGGCGCAGGUGAACUCACGUCACCAGCCAGCCAUGCUCUCGCCUUUCACCUCACCAGCGCCGAUGCUACCCCCGCCAAUUAUGCUGCCUCAACAACAGUCAUACAGUGCCACCGGUCUGCCUGAGAGCUCUACCCCCAGCCCAGCUUUGAACAACUUGACGAACCCGAGUAAGCAGAUCCCUCUUCUCCGACCAGUCGAUAUACUGCACGAUCCGCGAUACAACAUCCUCCACCCCGACAAGCGCAUGGAGAUCGCCAAACUCCUCCACGAAAAUGGGGCUGUUGUGCGCGACUCUCAAGAUAAUGAACUGCGAGCGAGAGCUUUCGCGAACAUCCAAAAUGCCACCAUGAUUGUCAACCAGUCAAUAGCCAGCAUGCAGGCUGCGAUGGAGUUGCAGCAGCAGCAAAGGGCGCAGCAGACUCAAAAUCAGGAGGGCUUCCGAGCGCGGAUGGGACAAGUACAUCAGACUCAACAGCCUCAAUUCCAGCCUCAAGCUCACCAGGUAUAUGCUCAACCCCCGCUUCAGCCGGGCAUCACACCCGUGCAACCCUCCCCGUCGUCCCCGGACCCAUACUACACUAUUCCUCACACUCCUCAACAGCAGAUGUCGCCACCUCAGCCACCCGCAACGCAAGGCUAUCCGACGUCGUAUCCUCAAGAUUCCACUCCGAACCCUACGGCGCCGCAACUGUCCGUCCAGCUCCGCGCGAACAUCAAUCGCCACUUACUACAGGUCUGGCAGUGUCUGCGGGUCGUGCUAUGUACCCCGGAUAACCCGUCAGAAGAAGCUGCACAGAACAAGGAGCGCUCAGGUCGGUGGAUUGAACAGUUCAAGGCUAGCUUGCCAGGUGAAGGACGCCCGUACCUGAUGCAAGUCAUGUCAAGGAUGAUCAAGGAGUAUAACGCAGGGGGAAAUGUAAUGGCGUUGUUGGGGGUUCCUUCCCGACCAGCCUAG
Messenger RNA from Alternaria novae-zelandiae, 1230 nucleotides. RefSeq lists its product as uncharacterized. The record is from RefSeq and is a predicted model, not a curated record. Lineage: Eukaryota; Fungi; Ascomycota; Dothideomycetes; Pleosporales; Pleosporaceae. The transcript has 2 exons. Bases 1 to 1230 code for a protein of 409 amino acids.